AUGGACCCAAUCGCAAGGAACGCGGGCAUCCCUCACCCGUACGGCGCCGAGGAAGCGGAUCGACAGCCCGACCGCGCCUUCAGCACUGCUGAGGAUGACGCCGGCAUUCCCCUCCACCCCGGCGCGAAGAGCCUCUUCAACCGAGCACCGGUGCUACGCCGCAUUCCCAUCUUCGGAGAGGUCUGCGAAGCAUACGGUCCCUCAUGCACCAUCAGCCUCGCCUUAUCCUACCUGCUCUGCAAGGGUUUCGCUUCUAAUAUUUUUGUUUUCUCUCGCUACCCUAUGCUUCGAACACGUUUUGGUAUUGAUGCAGCCCGCUACCAGCGGCUCUUAGCCGUAAUGAAGAUUGCUUGGGCCAUGAAGGCCUCUACUGCCAUGCUUUGCGAUACAUUCGCCUUCCUCGGUUACACCAAGCGCUGGUACAUGUUUGCUUCGUGUGUGGUGGGCAGUGUCUUCGCGUUGCUCUACGGCUUGUUGCCAGCCAAGCCGUCGUCCGCUGAUUUUGCUACUGCUUUUGUCUCACUAAGUAACUAUGGUAUUGCCACUGUGGACAUUCUUUCCGAAGGCCAUUACAGCCGUCUUAUGCGUAAAAUUCCAGAGUCUGGUCCGGCGCUGGUGAGCUGGAUCUGGUGGAUCAUGACCAUAGGGAGUUUUCUGGCUUCUAUCCUCCAGGGCCCGCUAUCGGAUCUUAAUAUGCCGCAAGUUGGGGUGUUCAUCGCCGCUGGGAUGCAGUUCCUUGCAUCUUUGAUCUACCUCUUCAACCUGUACGGCGAGAAGAUGAACCGCGAGGAGCGCAUUGAGGAUGCAUGUAAUAUGCACAAGGAGCUACUCCUGGAGCUCGAGAAGGGGAAAGCCCCAAGCCGUACGGAGGGGAGAGAAGGCGCUUUCGAUGUGGAUCAGGGAAAGGCUCUACAGUUGGAGGCGAGUCCAGAGCUCCUGCUGCCGCGGCAGAUCAUCGGUUGCUGUGGACUUGUAGAGAUCAACAAGGAGGUCGCCAUGCGGAACAAGAGGAUUGUUGUAUACAGCGUUAUCAUAACAGCCGCGGCCAUGAUCAUGGCUUUCGGCAACCUAUUCGCAGGUAAGCUAGGGUUGCUUAUUAUCUGCAUAGUGGUGUCGCUGGUGUGCUCCGUGAUGUCCUUCUGGGCACUGCCACUCAUUAUUGCUAAAGCUAACGUUAUGAUUUAUCUUAAUUUUGUGCUCUACAUACAGCUACCUGGUCUGCUGGACAGCUUCUACCUCGCUAAAGAAAAUUGCCUUCCUGACGGGCCGCACUUCUCAAAUACUUUCUACAAUACUAUUGCUGUUGGUAUCAUCGGUAACCUGGCUGGUCUAGUCGGUAUCACGGCCUUCAGAUAUAUCUUCUUGAGGUGGAAAUACCGUCUAUGCUUGGUUGUAACAACGCUUCUAUGGGUGGCUGCCUCCGUCUUCGACCUUAUCAUGCUCAAGCGUUGGAAUGUAAAGAUUGGCAUUCCCGAUCACGUUAUGUACGUUUGUGGUGACGCCAUCAUUGAACAUGUGUGCCACAUGCUUGCAUUCAUGCCAAUUACAGUACUGGUGUCGCGUUUGUGUCCGCGAGGCUCCGAAAGCACGGUGUAUGCGCUCCUAGCUGCCUUCGGCAACCUCGGUAGUGUCACUAGCACCUCGAUAGGUGCCAUCCUGAUGGAGUAUGUGUGGCCCAUCAAAAGUAAUCCGCCAUGCGACUUCGAAAAUGGCACGUGGCUUGUCAUUGUCGGUCACAUCCUCUCACCGCUCCUAGUCAUCCCGCUGACCCUGUUGCUGCCAAACGUCCGUGUGUGCGACGACAUCGACAUCGAUGGCAAUGUAAUAUCGAAAAAGACAGACGAAGAGCCCCAUGUGAAGCUUGCCAAGGACAGCAACGAGGUCCAUUGA
Molecule: messenger RNA, 1890 nt
Organism: Phytomonas sp. Hart1
Lineage: Eukaryota; Euglenozoa; Kinetoplastea; Trypanosomatida; Trypanosomatidae
Source: the annotation of a GenBank genome assembly